Messenger RNA from Diplodia corticola, 585 nucleotides. RefSeq lists its product as uncharacterized. Lineage: Eukaryota; Fungi; Ascomycota; Dothideomycetes; Botryosphaeriales; Botryosphaeriaceae. The transcript has 2 exons. The record is from RefSeq and is a predicted model, not a curated record. Bases 1 to 585 code for a protein of 194 amino acids.
AUGGCCCCAUUCGAGUCUCCAGAACAGUAUUCCCCCACACACUUUGGCUACAAGAGAUUUUAUGAGGACGUCAGAAUACUCUACAGGUCCCUCACCGAGACACAUACGCUCAAGAUGGAGGAUUUGGAGAAUUUCAUCGACCUCAUCGAAUACGACAAGCGGUUGUACCGGCUCGCGCUUGUGGAAUGCCCUGUUCUCCGCUUACCGCAAAGUCACGGCUGGCCGCAUCCCAACCCGUACAAAGCGUGGCUGAUGAGGAAGUUUUUUGACCGGCGCCCUUUGCCAAAACCCGUCAUCCCACCACCGCCAUAUUCCAGUGUCACUGAGGCAGAAAGGCUUAGGGCGCGACAGCGUGUUCUAAGAGAGUAUAUGGGCAUCCGCUCGCACGAGAGGAGGCCUUUCGAAACGGGCGAGAAAACGAACAUUCUUCGUUAUGCUACUUACCUCGUUGGUCUUCCGGAUCACGGACAUGGUGCAGACCAGGCCUUUUACUAUGGCGAUUCGGGGAAAGCCUGUAUAAAGUAUGUCGACAGAAAUGGGGUGAGUCUUCGAGACCCGGACUUCCGAUUAUACAAGCGUAGAUGA